AUGGCCAGUCCAGGGCAGGACCCGAUCUCUUUGCUGCAUCCAGAGCUCCCAGCAGUUGGGGUGAUCGAUGCUGGCAGCCUUCCGCAAGUUCUCUCCGUGAACAAGCUCCAGGUAACGAAUGACAUUUCCAAGUUGACCCCUGUGCGCAAAAUGGUACUCAACAGUGACUUCAAACUGCAGGCGGGCAGCUUCUCCCCCGACAGGGUGUGUGUGUAUAUCCUGGAAAACCGAGUGAAGGAGACCUUGCACAAAGCCGCCUGGGACAGCCCGCAGGAACAGCUCUCUGCUAGUCCCACAGACUGCACAGGAGGUAAGGGAAUGGCCCCAAUUACAGCAUUUACUGCAGUAUUAAACCUUCAAUUCACUGUGUCUCAUCUCAGGGAGACUUUCUGGGUGUUGGGCCUGAUGAAAAUGGAUAUGCUGAACUUUACCACCCAGAGCCUGCAAGAGCACAACGUCCCAUAUGAAGGGAAGAACUUCCAGGAACUCUUGGAGAAGCUGCCUUGUAAGUCACUGGGGAAGGGAGAGAACUACAGGAGCUGCAGUGGGGGUCAGAGUGGAGAGAGGCAGGGCCAAGCAGCAGCAGAAGUGUCCGUGUCCUCGCAGGCGUGCGAUGGGGGCAGCAGCCGUAGCACAACUCUGCCAACACUGAAUCGAGGAGACGUGAAUCUGCUCUGCUGGGAGCCCGGGCAAAAGGAAUACCCUGAGGUAGGAGAAGUGGAUCAGGCCCGACUGGAGGAAGAACAAGUGCAGGUGAAUGAGUUUACCAUCAGGGCUGCAGUCCUGCUGGUGACCAGGGAUGGAAGCACCUUCUGUGGUUCACCUGUGUUUGUAGCUAGGCCGAGAUGAGUAACAAAGGUACUCUUGGAAGGGCUAUCUUGUACCAGGUGGGUUACUCUGAGUUUUCUUUUCCAGAAGAAGAAGGGGAAAAUUAGUAGUGCUGAUCACUAUUGCAUGAGUUGGCCACAGGGCAGCCCAGUGCUUGCCAAAGAGCCAGGCGGGGAAGAGUUCACAGAGCUCUGGCUGAGCGCUGGCUGUCCUGUGUGGAGACGCUUCCCUCCCCGUGCCUGCAAUAGCCCUUCCCCACCCAGCACGUGUUGUGACCAGAGUCCGGGUGCCUUUGUAUGGUUUAGGUGUGAAGAAGCUUUAAAAGCCACCAGCGACCGGGUGCUCCGGGAAGGCAGCAGGACUCUCGGUUACCUGCCUUGUACCACUGCCAAAUGGGCUUCCCCAGAGGCCAGAGAAAAAACCAUCACAGUCAAGGGCAACGCCGUCUGGCAUGUCACUGAGGAGUGGAUUCACUCCUUCCUCAGUCUUUUCAUCUCCCCCGAUGAACAGAAUUCUCAAACUUUCCCAAAGGGCCUUGAUCCCAUUCAGGAAGAGCUGCUGGAAGUUUGGUGCAGGUUUGGAAGCACAAUCCGUCACAGCAGGCAGCUGUUUGGAUGGCAUCUUGGAAAUUCUCAGGAAGGUGCUUCUCCCAGACGCAGGGAUGGAUUCUUUCUGAUCAUCUCCACCACAGACCAGGCAGGGGCAGAGCUCCUUCUCCAACAGUUCCUCAAAUCAUGCUCAUAAAAAUCAGACAAAUCCACUGGGGCCAGCAUCACUACUGGGAAGUGACUCAGCCUGUCAGGAUCUGAAUAAACCUCUCAACUACAAAAGGUCCUGUCUGGGACGAGGAGGAGAAGUGUUGGUGUAACGCUGAGGUCACAGUGACAACGGGACGAAUGCGUGUCUAAGUUUGUUUAUUAAUUCAGUCUGUUCUAAGUUGUACAAUUAUGAAAACAACAAAACGACUGCUGGAAGCCCAGGAAUAUUUACAAUCUCGCCUUGUUGUAGUGAGGUCAGUCUAUGUUGUUGCACAGAUUGGUUAUGUUUGGUACCACAAGAUGUUUUAAAAUUCAGACAAAUUUGAACAGAUUAACAAUUGUAUAUACAGGAAAUAAAAGGAAAUUCAAGUAUCAAAAUACAGACAGAUUAAAUAACAUUUGUAUUACAAAUCAGUCCCACUGCCAUACAUCACAAUUAGCAAAAAUGUCUACAUUGCAAACUGAACUUGACUGUUCUCUGCCCUGUUAGGGAAUCUCAGGUUAUUCUUCCAUGGGUAAGGAAAAUGUUUGAGCUAGAUUGACUUUGCAAGAGCAGCACAAUUACUUUCUUUUUUUUGGGGGGGGGGGAAGACACUAAGUACUGCCCAGUGAGACCCAAAAGGGAGACCUUUUGCAACAAGACAGCAUUGCAACCACCGUGCUUGCUCUAAAAUAAAGAUCUGAUUGCGUGGAGAUGAUGUGAGCAGAAGCAAGCCAGGGGAGAUUCUGCUGCUAGAAACUUCUGAAGUGGGGCAGAAGGAGCAUUAAAGCAACUGACUCCACUUCAGCUGCAUCCAGAACUGGAUGCGUGCGGGGGGACUAUUUGGCAUCGGGUCUGUGUCUCAGCAGCCUCGUGAAGGAACAGACAUUUCCCUAGAGGUACCUCUUGGAAGGUGCCGUAUCUUCUCCCCGGGAGGGGGACAGGCACGUACCCCGCAAAAAUUGCAUAAUUUCUUCUAAAAAGAAUGAUCCCAAAGCAAGUUGAAAGACAGCUGAACAGCUAAGAUUAGCUUUUUGUAAAUACAAAAAAAGGAUAAAGCAGUUUCAAUUUGAAAAAAAAAAAGAAUCAUCCCCUCCUAUAUAAAAAAA
Athene cunicularia (burrowing owl) is the source of this 2675-nucleotide messenger RNA. It is a transcript of the gene TCP11, whose product is annotated as t-complex 11. The record is from RefSeq and is a predicted model, not a curated record. Gene Ontology annotation, cellular component: sperm flagellum; acrosomal vesicle. Gene Ontology annotation, biological process: regulation of sperm capacitation. NCBI's taxonomy places the organism in Eukaryota, Metazoa, Chordata, Aves, Strigiformes, Strigidae.